Pterocles gutturalis (yellow-throated sandgrouse) is the source of this 2691-nucleotide messenger RNA. Its product is annotated as sodium-dependent noradrenaline transporter-like. Gene Ontology annotation, biological process: dopamine uptake involved in synaptic transmission; sodium ion transmembrane transport. The transcript is spliced from 15 exons. Lineage: Eukaryota; Metazoa; Chordata; Aves; Pterocliformes; Pteroclidae. The record is from RefSeq and is a predicted model, not a curated record. The coding region runs from base 1 to 1935 and encodes 644 amino acids. Gene Ontology annotation, molecular function: neurotransmitter:sodium symporter activity; norepinephrine:sodium symporter activity; dopamine:sodium symporter activity. Gene Ontology annotation, cellular component: presynaptic membrane; plasma membrane; neuron projection.
AUGCCAGUGAUGACUCCACGCUGUGCUGGAGUAACACCAUCUGCGUGCCGGGCAGGUGCCGGGGUGCUUCCAGAUCACACACGGGGAGAACAGCCCCAGCCUGGCAGACGGAGAAGGGUUUGCGUGAAUGGAGAAUGCUACAGACAGAACUGCUACACAGAAAGCAUGUGCUCUCUAAAGGGAAAUCGGGAACCCUUAGGGACUGCUGGGACCAGUACUGCCUUGCGGGAUGCAGCUGUGUGCUCAGCCCCAUCCCAUCACAUGGAGGGGGAGUGGAAUCCCCACGAGUGCUAUCAGUGUGUUACUGCCAAUGAGGCAAUCCCACAGAUUGAAUUCCCUUGUCUCUCCGAGGUAGGAGCUUUUCUUAUUCCCUAUAUUCUCUUCCUAAUCAUUGCUGGAAUGCCCCUGUUCUAUAUGGAAUUAGCACUGGGACAGUAUAACCGAGAAGGGGCUGCCACUGUGUGGAAAAUCUGUCCAGUUUUCAAAGGUGUAGGCUAUGCAGUGAUACUCAUAGCUCUUUACGUGGGUUUCUACUACAACGUUAUCAUAGCUUGGUCUCUGUAUUAUCUGUUUUCAUCAUUCACAUUUGAGCUCCCCUGGACAAACUGCGACAACAGUUGGAACAGCCCAAACUGUACAGAUCCCAAACUCUUCAAUGCAUCAGCGCUUGGCGAUGGUACCAAAUACUCGAAGUACAAGCUCACUCCUGCAGCUGAAUUCUAUGAGCGAGGAGUUCUGCACCUGCAUGAAAGCCGUGGAAUCCAUGACCUUGGCUUGCCUCGCUGGCAACUUUCCCUCUGCCUCUUGGUGGUGGUAAUCAUUCUUUUCUUUAGUCUGUGGAAAGGCGUGAAGACUUCAGGAAAGGUUGUUUGGAUAACAGCCACUUUGCCUUAUGUUGUAUUAUUUGUCUUGUUAAUACAUGGAAUAACCCUGCCAGGUGCAUACAAUGGAAUCAAUGCAUACCUGCACAUAGAUUUCAGAAGAUUAAAAGAAGCCACAGUGUGGAUUGACGCAGCUACUCAGAUAUUUUACUCCUUAGGAGCCGGAUUUGGUGUUUUAAUUGCAUUUGCCAGUUACAAUAAGUUUGACAACAACUGUUACAGAGACGCUUUGCUGACUAGUACCAUUAACUGUGUCACAAGCUUCAUCUCAGGAUUCGCAAUUUUCUCCAUAUUGGGCUACAUGGCUCACGAGCACAAAGUUAAAAUUGAGGAUGUAGCCACUGAAGGAGCUGGGUUAGUUUUCAUCCUGUAUCCAGAGGCAAUUUCAACUCUUUCAGGAUCUACAUUUUGGGCUGUGGUAUUCUUCAUCAUGCUCCUUACUCUUGGCAUUGACAGUUCUAUGGGUGGAAUGGAGGCUGUCAUCACCGGCUUGGCAGAUGAUUUCCAAAUUCUGAAGCAGCAUAGAAAGCUCUUCACCUUUGGUGUUUCUUUUGGCACUUUCCUACUUGCCCUUUUAUGCAUCACCAAUGGUGGAAUUUAUGUACUCACGCUUCUGGACACGUUUGCAGCUGGGACUUCAAUACUGUUUGCUGUUCUAAUGGAGGCCAUUGGAGUUUCCUGGUUUUAUGGUGUGGACAGAUUCAGUGAAGAUAUCCAACAAAUGAUGGGCUUCAAGCCAGGCCUCUACUGGAGAUUGUGCUGGAAAUUCGUUAGCCCUGCUUUUUUAUUGUUUGUCGUGAUAGUCAGCAUAAUAAAUUUCAAACCUUUGACCUACGAUGACUACACCUUCCCUCUCUGGGCAAAUCGCAUUGGCUGGGGAAUAGCAUUAUCUUCAAUGACACUUGUGCCUGCCUAUAUUAUCUAUAAAUUUAUGAAUGUGCGUGGGACCUUUAAAGAAAGACUAGCUUACUGCAUCACACCUGAAAAUGAGCACCAACUCGUGGCCCAAGGAAAUGUCAGGCAGUUUAAGCUUCAACACUGGCUAACAAUAUGACAACCAACAGGUUGAGGAAAAAGCCAAUAUGUUAAGCUAAACUGAGAAUACAGAAAAGGCAAGUUCAAAGCUCCCUCGAUUAUGCUUGGACCAGGCUGGCUCAGAGCUUAUCUACUGACUCUUUGAGGGAAGACAUCUGCUCUCUGUUCUCAAUGCCUCCCUUCUAUUACUUGGCUUCAAACGAUCUUUAAAGACUCAGAUUAAUUUUUCUUACAUCCUUCGGUGCUUUUUUCGACCAAAACUUGUGAGUUUUGCUAUUGGCAGAAGUGGAGGAGGGGGGAGCAGAGAGAAAAGCAAUCAACAUAAGUUAAAUGCUCCUUUAUUGUGAAGAAGUGAAUUAAACUUUUCUGACAGUAAUAACUACUUCAGAUAUUAAUGCCACGGCCUAUUUUAAACCAACACCUGACUGUUCUUAGAUCUAAGCAAAGAGUAUAUCAAUUAUGAGGAAAGAGCAAUUUUAACUAUGUAUUGAAGUCAUUAGCUUUCUUGCCAUACUAUCCUUUGGGAUAUGAGUUUGCAUCCUUCUGAAGUGAAGACUCAGUGCUUCAUUUCAGUGGUCUGUUAUUAGUUUCUUCUCUUGAUGAAGAAGGUUGUCUUUGCUGUAUAUGUCCAUGCCGUUUUCUGUCCAGUUUAAUUACACAAGCUGAAGACCAGCAGGAAAACAAUUCCUGCUAUAGCUACAAAGUACAGAAUACCACGCUGUACUUAAUGAAAAAUAUAUUCCCUUAUAUUAACAAUUGAAACAGCUUUAUCAUA